Molecule: messenger RNA, 1926 nt
Organism: Venturia canescens
Lineage: Eukaryota; Metazoa; Arthropoda; Insecta; Hymenoptera; Ichneumonidae
Exons: 6
Coding region: 274-1785 (503 amino acids)
Source: RefSeq, a predicted model, not a curated record
UACGUUUCCACUUUUGCAACUACUUCGUCAGAUGAAAAUAACGUCAACUCCAAUGAGCCUUCGAGAGAUUGUGGUCGUACCAAUUCGAAUCCGCAGCUACAUGGUAUAGAUGAAAUCCGGCGUACUUUAGAAGGUUUCAAUGAGCUGCCAGCCAACUGUGAGCCUAAUAGCGUGGAAAAUUAUCAGCGAAUUGAUUUUUCGUCAGAACGAUACGAACAACUGACAGGGUCUUCGCAACAAAAUGAUAUUUCGCAACGCGGCGUUGAAUCAUUAAUGGAACGCAGCGAAUCGCGCACAGGACAUAUUUUGCCAUUGCAAGGUAACGGAACACCAUCACUGAUAGACUCGUCAAUGCAAGGUAACGUAACAACGCCGCAAAGAGACCCGACAGCGCUAGGUAACACAGAACCACAACAUACCCCAGACCCGUUCAUACAAGAUAACGUAGCACCAUUGCAUACUGAAGAGCGAUCAAUGCAAGAUAAUCUAGCACCACUAAACACUAGAAAAGACCCGUCGAUGCAUGAUUACGUAGCACCGCUGUAUACCAAAAACCCGACAUUGCAAAGUAACGUAGAACCACCAUGCACUAGAUAUCCGUCAGUUCACGAUUAUGUAGCAUCACUGCAUACUAGAGACCUCACAAUGCGAGAUAAUAUAGCUCCACUGCAUACCGCGGACCCGUCAAUGCAAGGUGACGUAGCACCAUUAAAUAGAAACUCGUUAAUACAAGGUAAUGUAGCACAAGUAAAUAGAAACCCGUCGUCGCAAGGUAACGUUGAAUCACGACGAAAUCAAUCACCUUAUUACAACGAAACACGGCAUCAAAAUCGCAUUCCAUCGCAACGUAAUGCAACACCACAAGACAAUUGCAACCUAUCCGCGACACGAACAUCUUCGGAGACGGAUAACCGUCCAAAUUUUCCUAGACACCAAGAAACUACGAGAACGCCGAACGUCUUUAGAGAAAACAGGCAUGAAAACGAAGGACAGCAUCAGAUGCAACCUGGCUUUUAUCAACAACAAUGGCAAAACGAACUAUGGCCGCAUCGUAAUGAACCAAUUGUUUAUGUAUCACAAGAGUCAGUGAAUUUUGUGAUCAGCGAAUUACGAUCGCUCCGGAAUCUUUUUCAAACUGAAAUGCGAAAAAUGCGAAACUUGUACGAACGCGAAUUGAUGACGGAUUUCCCGAUUAAGCCCAACUCGCUGCCGUUAUCAAGCCCCGAGGAAGUGACCGCUUUUGAAAAUAUACCAGAUAAAGAAUACAAAGACAUUAAAACUUAUUUGGGCUCGCUGGGUGGCCACACUUUGGUCGAAACGGCCAAUGAGAUGCUCAAGAACACGAUGAAGGACUCGGUAUCACAAGCUUUGACGUGGCACGGUCGCAAGCCGAAUGAGAUAUCCCUAGGAAAGUCGAAAUUCGCAAAAGCGCUGUAUGCGUCUGUUGCGAGGAAUCGAAGCUUACCAAAACCAAAUUGGUCCGAAUUCACCGAAGCCAUGGUUAAUGCACUCAGGAGCUCCAAACAGUGCUAUCGUAACAGCUUGAAACGAAUGGAAGAUAUAAACAGAAAUCAUAGGAACGUAAAUCCCACCGAUGGACGUCGAGCUACCAAUUUAAGGCAUAACGAAGACGCUCGCAAUUCGGAUGAUUCUGAAUUUGUUGAAGAACUUCGCGAUCGAGGCAGGCAAAACUUUCGCGACCGAUUGCGAAGCCGUCAACGCAUCCGGAGGGAUUCGUCGUCUUCUCUUAACAGCGCAAGACCGGGCUCCCCGGAUUCGUCCUAAGUAUUUUUGAGCGUCUCGUCGUUCAACGCCAUAUUGUUUAAGGCAUCUGACACGCACGCACGCGCUCGCGCGCGCACACACACACACACACACACACACACACACAAAUAUAUAUAUAUAUGUUUUUGCAAGGAGUCUGGU